Messenger RNA from Prunus dulcis (almond), 4087 nucleotides. RefSeq names its product mannosyl-oligosaccharide 1,2-alpha-mannosidase MNS3. Gene Ontology annotation, biological process: carbohydrate metabolic process; N-glycan processing. Bases 399 to 2297 code for a protein of 632 amino acids. Gene Ontology annotation, cellular component: endosome; endoplasmic reticulum; membrane. The record is from RefSeq and is a predicted model, not a curated record. The transcript is spliced from 7 exons. NCBI's taxonomy places the organism in Eukaryota, Viridiplantae, Streptophyta, Magnoliopsida, Rosales, Rosaceae. Gene Ontology annotation, molecular function: calcium ion binding; mannosyl-oligosaccharide 1,2-alpha-mannosidase activity.
AACUCUCUCAUAAUUUUCCGAACAAGUCCAAGGCCUUAAAUGGAAAUUCUGUCGAUGACGUGUUUCUUCGUGUAUUUCUCCUCGUCGUGAGUCGUGUUUGUCGAAUGGUCAACAAAAGCUCUUUCUCUCAAAUUUACAGACAAAGAAAUACAGGAGAAAGGAGUGAAGCUCCUGAACGAUCGGUGGUAUUGAUCGCCAUUCAACGUUCCCGCGAAUCCAAUUCCGCGCCCAAAACACACUAACCCAACCAAAAUUUUCCAUCACUUUCUCGGGAAAAUCUCAUCCAACUCGGCGCACGGUGCAUCUCAGCCUCCGACUGUAGAGGCGGAGCUGAGCAGUGAGAGCGGAACCCUAAGGAGGCGGCGGCGGCGACGACGGCGACGGUGAUCGGAUCGAGAAUGUCGUCCAAGUCUCUACCUUACUCCAAGAAAGAUGUCCAUUAUGACAACGCUAAGUUCCGCCAUCGCUCCUUCGUCAAGAUGAUAUCUCAGUCCUUACACACCAGUAACGUAAAGCAUCACUGUAUGAGUUGCAGCACAGGAAAGUUUCUAUUUUUAAUAAUGAUAUUUGGUGUAGCAUAUCUUAUGCUGACACACACAAGUCCCGCGAAUUCUGUUACUGGUGGAUUUGUGAAGGGUAGUAAGAACAAUUCAGUUGAGCACAUUACAGGCGGUGGCAUUAGAUUUGGAAAUUUUUUAAGAAAACCACCAAGGCUUCCUCCUCAAUUACCACCUGAUGAAAAAGGUAACGGUAACCUUGUUCAUGAGCGUAGGAAGUUAAAUUCUGACCCAAAAUGGAUAGCUAGGCAACAGGAUGUUAAAAAGGCUUUUAUUCAUGCAUGGUCUGGUUAUAAAAAGUAUGCAAUGGGUUAUGAUGAGCUGAUGCCCGUGAGCAAGCAUGGAGUUGAUGGGUUAGGUGGUCUAGGUGCCACUGUUGUGGAUGCCCUUGAUACUGCCAUGAUAAUGAGUGCUGAUGAAGUUGUUUCUGAAGCAGGCUUAUGGAUUGAAGCACACCUUUCAAAUAGGAUUAAUCAGACGGGACAAGUUAAUUUAUUUGAAACUACAAUACGUGUUUUGGGUGGUCUUUUAAGUGCAUAUCAUCUUAGUUCUGUGGAAAAAGGGAUGGACUCAACACAUAAAGGACCUAAACCAGUUGUUUAUCUGGAAACUGCUAAAAUCUUAGCUGAUCGUCUACUAUCUGGUUUUACUUCCAGUCCAACUGCUAUUCCCUUUGGUGAUGUUGUUCUUCGCGACCCUUCAGCGCAUCCAGCUCCUGAUGGUCGUAGUAGUACUUCAGAAGUUUCUUCUUUACAGCUUGAAUUCAAUUAUCUAAGUUCAGUUUCUGGUGAUCCAAAGUACAGUGUGGAAGCUAUGAAGGUCUUGGAACACAUGAAGACUCUACCAAAGGUGGAAGGACUGGUUCCUAUCUUUAUAAACCCUAGCACUGGUGAAUUUAGUGGAGAAAAUAUAAGACUGGGAUCUCGCGGUGACAGCUACUAUGAGUACCUACUGAAAGUUUGGCUUCAGAAAAAUCAAGAAAGUAAUGUUACAUACCUCUAUGAUAUGUAUGAGGAAGCAAUGAAGGGUGUUAGGCACCUUCUUGUUCGGAAAUCAAUCCCAAAUGGAUUGGUUUUUGUAGGGGAAUUGCCUUAUGGAUCCGAGGGUUCUUUUAGUCCCAAAAUGGAUCACCUGGUAUGUUUUUUGCCUGGUACUCUUGCACUUGGUGCCACGAAAGGCAUUACCAAGAAAAAAGCAAUGACAGAUAGUGUGAUUAACUUUGAGGACCUAAAAAAUUUGAAACUUGCAGAAGAUCUGGCUAAAACAUGCUUUGAGAUGUAUUCAGUAACCUCUACUGGUCUUGCUCCAGAAAUUGCUUACUUCCAUACAGAGGAAUUUUCUGAAGGAGGUCUUGACGGUGGUAACAAGAGUUCUGAAUAUGUGAAUGACAUAAUCAUCAAACCUGCUGAUCGUCAUAAUCUCUUGCGUCCUGAAACUGUGGAAUCAUUGUUUGUCUUGUACCGCAUCACAGAGGAUCCAAAAUAUCGUGAAUGGGGUUGGCAGAUUUUUGAAGCAUUUGAGAAAUAUACCAGAAUUGAUACUGGUGGAUACAGUUCCUUGGAUGAUGUAACUGCAAUUCCUCCUCAUAAAAGAGACAAAAUGGAGACGUUCUUUUUGGGCGAGACACUGAAGUAUUUGUACUUGCUCUUUGGAGAUAGUUCCGUCCUUCCAUUGGAUAAAUUUGUUUUUAACACAGAAGCUCAUCCUAUUCCAGUAGAAGGCACUACCAAGAGGGGUUAAAAUUUUGUUGCACUAAAGCAUCAAUUCAAAGGAAAAGGAAGUAAAGCAUGUAUGGACAAAUACGGUAGCAGAUGUGAACUUGAAUGCUCCUUCCGGACUUGCUGGUGUUCAUACAUUUAGAGUAUAUCUGAUUCCAGAAGACAGUAAAUACCCUGGUUAAAGUUAGAGGCGGCUUAAUUUGUUUCUCUUCUUGUGCAAUUCAUUACGUGACAAACCUACAGGACGGAGAGUUUUUCCAGACACCCCUGUACUUGGGGGUGCACCAGAUAAUGACAAGAUUGUAUUAUGCACUAAUUGCUAUUUUACAAUUUUGAUUAAUUACUUAAUGGGGUUUUGCCCAUCAAAAGUAUGAAAGUGCCAUAUUCGGUAAUCAACUAUUUUCCACUUCUCCGGUAGUAUUACUGGAUUUGGGGAACCAAAAUCUUCAACUGGUGUAGUCACAUCAAAAUUUCUGUUAACAUCUUAUUUUACAUUGCCUAAAAGUUACAAGCCAUCUUCACCUCUACGUAGUUGUAUCUAAAUAAUAUUAAGUCACAUCAGAAUUCAUAUUAUCAGAGUCAUGAUGAAGAAGAAACAGGUGAUCACCAUCUCGAACAACACUUACGUCAUCUAUUUCUGCAUUCUCUGCAUUAAUGACUUUUGUAGGUUUGUAGCCUCCAAACUUCUCACCUGCAAUGUCAUAAAGUGUGAGGACAAAACUGGGCUGUUAUGGAAACUGUAUGCUGAUCCUGUUAAGCUCUGUGUUGUUGAAUAUUUUCUAAUUUAUAAGAAUUUUUAGUUCAGGUUUGUUCCUAAUCUACUCUUUGAGUUAAAAAGGAAAGCUUACUGGCAACUCUGAGCAGCUCUUCCAUCGAAUCAGGGCUAGAAGUGCCUGAGUAGGACUUCAUGGGUUUCUUUCUCAGGUGAGAGUGGAAAAACUGGGUGCCCUCGUGUCUUUUGGAAUUUCCUUUACAAUUCCUGGUGCUUUCAGGUGUUUCUGGCUCACUAAACUCUAUUCUGUGUUCAUCUAUUCUCCUAUUCUCAUAACUUCGUAAGAGGUCAUUUAUGCUCUUGUUUCCCUGCCGUUGUGCCAGAGCUUUUGGCGUCCAACCUCUAGUAUCCGGUUUGUUUACAUCGGUUCCUCCUUCAAGCAAAAUUUUAACCAUUUCCUUAUGUCCCUGGCUAGCAGCAGAAUGAAGAGCCAUUUGGCCGUCCUCAGCAGCGAUGUUGACAUCCAUUGCACAUCUAGUUAAAAUAUCAGCCUUGCAUAUCUCACUCUUCUCUGUAGCCUCUGGACCUGUAAACAAAUCAUUCCUCGCUUCCUGCAUCGAUGGAUCUUGAUGUGAAUUAUCUUUGCAUUGUGCUUGAGAACAGCAUCCUUCUAUUGGAUCUGUAUGUGGAUAUUCACAGCCCAACCCUUCUUGCCCCUUCAGUUUCUGUAAAGUAGAGUACAGACUAUCAGUCUUUGGAAGAGAAGGGUGGUGUGCAUGACUGCAUUUACCUUUUUUCUUUUUGAAAAACAAUAUUGUUUUAGUACCAUAAAAAUGUUGUUCAUGAUAAUUUGCUCAUCUUCCUUAUUUGCUUGUACAGUGGCCAUCAGGGAACUGCUGCGGAGUCGUAAAAUCUGAGAAAGUUCGGUGGUCCGAACGGUGAAAGGCUGUGGCAUAUUACAUAAUACUCCUAUUUCUCCCAAAGUAUCAUCAGCAGUUGCCUUUCCUACAACCUGUUUGGAGCAUGUGAAGUCAGAUGUUAUCUCUAUGUUCUCCAAUCCAGAGAGAGUAUUUUGAAAUGUCAACAAUCAUAUUUGUAUC